CCUGCUUACCCAUCGUUUUUACAUCCCCUCUGGAAUCACAUCAUGGAUAUCCCCAUCCAAUAUCCCUGGUACCGUCGGGCUUUCCCACGUCGACUCUCUGACCUCGCCUUGACAGAACCUCUUACUGAUUGGCCGCUACUCUGGCCGUUGCCCUGGUCCUUCUCCUGGCUGCGUCCUUCGUUCAUGCGUUGGUUCAAUUGGUCCGACAAUGGACACAGCGAGAUGCGCAUUGAGAAGGAUCGUUACAUCAUUUAUCUGGAUGUGAAGCAUUUCUCACCUGAGGAGCUGUCUGUCUGUGUCAGUGACGAGUUCAUCACAAUACACGCCAAGCAUGAAGACAGACAGGAUGACCACGGCUUUGUGUCAAGAGAGUUUGUGCGAAAGUACAGGCUUCCUGCUGGCGUGACAGGUGCUGAUAUCACCUCCUGUCUGUCAUAUGAUGGGGUGCUUACAAUCACUGCGCCUCGGUCAUCUCCUGGUCCCGAGCGCAGUAUUCCUAUUUCCUGCGAAGAUGGAACACAGAAACAGAAAAUGUAGAUCUGACGCUUCUAACACUGUUUCACAACUAACCCAAAGUGCUGCCUGUUUUUAUAUUUAACCUCUUACAGUUUUGAUGGCAGUUCAGUACACGUAUACAGUAGGCAAGGCAUACAAGUCUAGAUAUUUUUAAGUGCAAGUGCCUUCUAAUAAACCAGUAUCUCAUUCCUAACUCACUGUUAUUCCGAUGUUUCUGCAAGACAAUGAUGCUUUAAAACCAAAGGCUAAUAUGUUGAACCCAUGAACUGGAGUGAGGUAGAGGAUAAAAACUCCUGAGAGUUAUUUUCCCUAUCACAAGCCUAAAGAAUCACUCUUAAAACCAUACCUCUCUGCCAGAAAUAUUCACACCGCUGUGUAUGUAAAUGACCGAUUACACCUAAUCGUAUUUUGAAAGGCAUUUCCUUUCCUGCAUCAGGCAUUUGAAUGUUAUAUCAUGUCUGUACUGGCCCUGCAGUUUAGUGGCAGAAUUGUAAGCGUUUGUUAACUGAACCCAAACUAGCUUGCAGCGCCUAUUCAUUUUGCAGGAAAUAUACAUUUAAGUGAGUGGAAAUGCAAAUAAUUCUUCUCAAAAUUGUCCACAGAAGAUAAUACCAAACUGAACUUGUUAAAUGUAUAUGUAUCUACAGGACACAGUGCUCUGCUUUGUUUGUGUAUGUGUGAGGAGGAGGUAGUUCUCUGGAGGCAUGUACAGUCAUUUUUAGUUUGUUCACUAAAAAAGGAAGCCACCAUUGGACUUGGGACCAGGUGUGUACUCGUUGAGAGGAAGAAAGAGGGUGAAUGAGCACGAGGGAAGGUUGUGGACGUGGGAGGAACUGAUGUUUGGAGAGAGACAGCUUUCAUCACUGGGCUCCUUUUCUGCUGGGGAGCAUGGCCUCUGAGCUGCUAAGUAAAGUGUGUGUGUGUGCGUGUGUGUGUGUGUGUG
Messenger RNA from Micropterus dolomieu (smallmouth bass), 1459 nucleotides. Its product is annotated as alpha-crystallin B chain-like. The coding region runs from base 43 to 537 and encodes 164 amino acids. Gene Ontology annotation, biological process: response to heat; protein refolding. The record is from RefSeq and is a predicted model, not a curated record. Gene Ontology annotation, molecular function: protein folding chaperone. The transcript has 3 exons. NCBI's taxonomy places the organism in Eukaryota, Metazoa, Chordata, Actinopteri, Centrarchiformes, Centrarchidae.